GCGGCAUGUUGGAUCUGGUAUCGCUGUUUCCACAGCAACACAUAUUAAAUUGCAGCUGGACUUUAGACAGGUGGAGGCACAGGUGACGUUAGUAACAGAGCACACUCUUUUUUCCAGGAAGGAAGCGCAACAGCUUUAGAAAUGGCUAAAUUCUUUACACCAGCUCAAAUCAGCGAGUUCAAAGAAUGCUUCUCCUUGUACGACAAAAAACAGAAGGGUAAAAUCGAGUCAAAAGAUCUGAUCACAGUGAUGCGCUGCCUGGGAACAAGCCCCACGCAUGGCGAAAUAGAAAGGCAUCUUCAAGUCCAGAAAAUCGGAAAGAAAGGCGAGGUAGACUUCUCUACCUUCCUGAUCAUGAUGCACAGGCAGAUGCAGCAGGAAGACCCGAAGAAUGAAAUCCUGGAGGCCUUUAGGAUGACGGACAAGCAGAAGACAGGACAGAUCCAGGCAGCUGAGCUACGGGCCAAGCUGACCACCUUAGGAGAGAAACUCACAGACAAAGAAGUGAAUGACCUCUUCAAAGAAGCAAAUGUCAAGUCAAACGGCAUCAUUAACUAUGAAGCGUUUACUCAAAUGGUGACACUGCCACCAGUCGAUUAUUGAUGAGUUCAGGUAAAAAAAUUUUUAAUAAAAACAAAGGGAAAGUGGUUUAAAUUGAACUGGAGACACAAUAAACUUGAGUUUUGCAAAUUGUAGAAAUCCUAACUAUUUAGUGCUUCAGUCGGAGGCCCUUGAUCAAAUCAAAAGAUAUUAUUCACCUUAACACUUGAGUAUUUUCUUCAUGAAUUAGCACUGCAUGCAGUAGUAUACAUCAUGAUAUUAUCAUGCUAAUCUAAAUUAAUAUGCUUAAAUUUUGUUUAUGAAUCUGUAAUUUAAAACUUUGGGAUCAGACAUUUGUAAUUGUACCCUUAAAUUUGUAAUUUGAAAAGAACACAGUUUUCCUUAAUUCAUUCGACGCAUUUGUGUUCAGAACUUGUAUUUAUUUACCUAAGCCCAGUCUGUAUAAAAAAAAAAAUGUAAUAAAACAAUAUUAAUACU
Molecule: messenger RNA, 1038 nt
Organism: Poeciliopsis prolifica (blackstripe livebearer)
Lineage: Eukaryota; Metazoa; Chordata; Actinopteri; Cyprinodontiformes; Poeciliidae
Gene: calml4a
Product: calmodulin-like 4a
Exons: 5
Coding region: 142-603 (153 amino acids)
Cellular component (GO): myosin II complex
Molecular function (GO): calcium ion binding
Source: RefSeq, a predicted model, not a curated record